This is a messenger RNA of Phragmites australis (common reed), 1975 nucleotides long. RefSeq lists its product as uncharacterized. Bases 155 to 553 code for a protein of 132 amino acids. The transcript has 2 exons. Lineage: Eukaryota; Viridiplantae; Streptophyta; Magnoliopsida; Poales; Poaceae. The record is from RefSeq and is a predicted model, not a curated record.
CGAACUUGCCAAGUCCUCAAACCACGCGGUUUGUGGCCGCACUACUUUGACCACUAGCUCCGUCUUUCGGAGCAGAAAAGCGCAGAGCAUACGACCGAGCGAGCGACAUCGAAGAGAGCGUAUCUGAGACGUGUACGUUAGUUAGCCCGCCGUCAUGGGGAGACCAAGCAACAGCCACGGGAGCGGCGGCGUGGCUGGCGACGAGGAGCGGCAGCCUCUGCGCGGCGGCCUGGAGACGGAGAGGGCGCCGGCGCCAGCCAACCACAGCGUGGAGCAGCUGGAGGCGAGGCGGGGCAGCAGAUUCUGGCGCGCGUCCGUGCGCGGCGUGCUGGUGCUAUGCUUGCUGACGGUCCCGGCGGUGCUUCUCCUGCUGAGGUGGCAGGCCGCCUCCUCGCCGCAGUGGGUCUUCGAGGCCGAACCCCCCGAGGAGGACGACGACCAAGAAUUUGCACGCGUGGUCUGGUGCGACAGCGGUGGCUUUUGCGGUUCAAAGAGACAACAGCAGAGCGAUAAGCACGAUGCUUCGUCGCCUUCACCUGCCACCGAUCGAUAGGCGACAGGCAGGAAAGCUUGAACGGAUCGAAGAUUUGAAGCUUUCUUGGGAGAAUCGUCGGAGCGGUGUGGAAGGAGAUUAGAGGACUUUUGUUUGGUAGAGCUCAUUUGUUGGGAGUGAUUUUAUGUGAAAAAUAAUUUUGUGGUUCAAAAUAAUUCUUUAAAAUAAAUUUAAUAGAGAGUGAUUUUGUAAGAAAAAUAAAUCAGGAAAAACUGUUUUUUCAGCUCUAAACAUCUGAUCUAUUUUUAAAAAAAUAUUCUUACAAAAUCAAUUUAGAAACUAAACACUGGAAAUUAGGGAAUUUUAUUCUGAGUAGUUUAUCUAACUCGGAGUGGAGCUUUGCAUGGUCGGAAUUUUAUUCUGAUUAGUUUAUCUAACUCGGAGUGAAGCUUUGCAUGAUUGGUUGCUCACACCAGUCGUUGUCAUGCAUAAUCCCAUGCCAGAGAAGCACUGAACCACUAGCACUAGUCCACUGGUAAAUUACAAAGUAGUUUCGUUUUAAGAAAAUUCAAUUGCAAAGUCAUACGCAAAUUUAGAGAUGGUUAAUUAGCCACCGGGCAGUUAAGUUGAGUGUGUUGGUCACAGAAAAUCUGAACAUGGGCGGCCGGCCGGCAUGCGGCGUCUUCCAAGUCAGUACUACUGGCCAGCGGCUCAUCGCACCAAAGCGAGGUGGAGCCCAUGGCAUGGAAUAGAAUGGUGUUCUCAGUGGGUUACAGAUCAAACAAAAUUGACGUUUUCUUUUCCUGUUCCUGGGCAAAAGACAGCAGGACGGUGACCUAAAAAAAAAAAAAGCAAAACCUGACAAAGACGACCGUUUGGAAACCGUUGGAACCCGUCAGUAAAUUUUAGAUUUUCUUAACCUGUUUAAUCCUUUUUGGUUUAGUUUGGGAGCAACCUAACCAAACUUGCUACCGAAUUCGGUCUUUAGCUGUGACCACUCGAAAAGUCUCAACCACUGACGUUCACAAAACAGUCACCCAAAAAUGGAUCCAUGCAAAUCUUAGCUAGAGGUUUCAAUGCAAAGGCCAUAUGUGUCGUAUGGAACGAUCAUCCUUGGAAUGCGACAGCGGACAUCACCGUCGUGGAAACCGGUAGCACCACCGACGAAGUUUCCUGCGGUUCCUCCGUCUUCCCCUCGUGCAGUGGAUUUGGCAAAGAGCCGCGGCAGGCGGCACGAUGUCCCCUGUCCGCCUGAGCGGGGCUGCCUCAUUUAUGCAACUGGGGCAGUGAGCGGAGACGAUUGAAAACUCCAGGAUGCAUUUGGUUUUCUACACGAAGAUCUGCAGAACUGUAUCAUAUAAACAAUUUGAGAUGGGUAGACUGAGCGAGUAAUCAACCCGUUUCCCAAGCAAAGUCUCGUGGAACCGAAAUUAUAUUUAUUAAAAAAAUAUAUUUAAUCGCUCGUAUCAUAAUAUGUUUGGU